AACAAGAGUAUGAUGCUCAUUUGAAAUCUUAUUUUGUUGGGAGGAAUUGGUGUGCUCAAGAGAGUUGUUGUAGAUCUCUCUUUAUGGCAGCUUUUGUAUCUUUUUGUUCUUUGAUGAGCAGCAAGAAACAGUUUCGUUCUUCAUUUACUUGCUCCCAAAGGUACACCUGCUCCUCCAGUGCAAGAGUUGCACCAGCAGUUACCGAUACUUUUCAACGCCAAGUCAUUUCUAUGAGGAGUAGAAGGGACCUCAAAAAAGAGAAGAAGUUACGUAACUUGGAGUUUGCUAAGCUUCACCGCAAAAGAAAGGAACGUAAGAGGAAGGUGGAUCAAGAGACGUUGCGGGUGAUGGACGAUAAUACGUUCAUCAAAGAAGUCUUUUCAGCGGAAGAAAAUACCAGUGAUUGAGAUAUUUACACACAUACAUAAAGAGUGUGUGUGUCAUUUCAAUAUGGGGGUGAAGAAGAAUAGUCAAGUAUACUUUUGAAUGGAAUAAUAAAGUAACAGAGACUGUUGUGAAGAUGGGAUAGAUAUAAAUGAAAGAUAGCUCAUUUAU
This is a messenger RNA of Galdieria sulphuraria, 555 nucleotides long. RefSeq lists its product as uncharacterized. Bases 84 to 407 code for a protein of 107 amino acids. The transcript has a single exon. Lineage: Eukaryota; Rhodophyta; Bangiophyceae; Galdieriales; Galdieriaceae. The record is from RefSeq and is a predicted model, not a curated record.